Molecule: messenger RNA, 4091 nt
Organism: Equus caballus (horse)
Lineage: Eukaryota; Metazoa; Chordata; Mammalia; Perissodactyla; Equidae
Source: RefSeq, a predicted model, not a curated record
CCUGGCUCCCACCCUCAGUUCCUUCCUGCUCCUCCCUCAGCCAAACCGUGAUGCCCGGUGGAUACAAAGGCGAAUGUGGGGAUGAUGUGGAUCCGAUGCCCAUCCUGGCACCUCCUGAAAAGGAGAGGAUUGAAGCCACGAAUGAGCCCUAUGACAUCAAGAGUUCCUCCUGGGUCGAAGAUGAGAAAGAGGGCUUCGUCGCUGGGGAGACUCAGUCUGAACAGGAUGACCAGGUCACAGUGAAGACAGUCACCAAUCAGACCUGCUCAGGCUUAUUCUGUGUGACAGUCAACACCUACAAGUGGCUGCCCAUCUACGGGGCCCGUGUGGCCAACAUGUACGAAGGCAAGAAGCGCAGGGAGAUGCCGCCCCACUUCUUGUCCAUCUCGGACAACGCCUACCAUGACAUGCUCAUGAACCGUGAAAAUCAGUCUAUGCUAAUCACUGGAGAAUCUGGUUCUGGCAAGACUGAGAACAUCAGGAAGGUCAUCCAGUACUUUGCCAGUAUGGGAGGAACUGGCAAAGAGUCCCCGGAUGGGAAGGGGUCCCUGGAAAAUCAAGUCAUCCAGGUGAACCCUGUGCCAGAGGCUUUCGGGAAUGCCAGGACCAUGAGGAAUAACAACUCCUCUCGCUUCGGCAAGCUCAUCCGAACCCACUCCGGAACUAUAGGCAAACUGGCUGGAGCUGACAUCGAGAGCUAUGUCUUAGAGAAAUCUCGUGCCAUCUCACAGCAAGCGGACGAGAGGAGAUGCCACAUUUUCUACCAGAUUCUCUCCAACAGGGAGCCUGAACUUGUCGAGAGUCUGCUGCUGGUCCCCACUAAGCAGUACCACUGGGUAACGGGCAUCACUGUGGUGGAUUAUGUGGACAAGGGGGAGGAGUUUCAGAUCACAGACGUGAGCUCUGACGUGCUGGGCUUCGGCACCAAGGAGAAGACCAGCAUUCAUAAGCUGACCGGGGGCAUCACGCGCUUUGGCAACAUGAGGUUCAAGCAGAAGCCCGGAGAGGAGCAAGCUCAAGUGGACACCACUGAGGGUAGGUGUGUGGGGGGCAUCGCUGAGCCCCGGGUCAAAGCAGGCAAUGAGUUCGUGCAGAAGGGCCAGGACACGGAGCAGAGCAACAACACCAUCGGGGCCCUGGGUAAGGCCGUCUACGGCAAGAGGUUCCAGUGGCUGGUGGUCAGGAUCAACAAGACCUGGGACCCCAAGAUGCAGAGGCAGUUCUUUAUCGGGGUGUUGGACAUCGCCAGCUUCCAGAUCUUUGGGGUAUGCCUGCCCUCGCAUUCUGUUUCUCCCUUGGGGUGGCCAGCCUCCUUUGAUGAGCUACUUUUCACCAUGGUUCUCUGCCUCCUCACCUUGGACGUGGGGCGGGCCAGUCUCAGGGUGAUGGAGCACGGAUGGAGUGGUCAGCGUGAAGGCAUUGGGGACAGUGCCAACACGUUCAAUCGCUUCAACAGCUGUGCGUUAACGCCACCAAUGAGAAGCUAUGGCAGUUCUCCAGCCACCACGUGUUCGCGCUGGAGCGGGAGGCGAGAGGGUAUCGAAUGGGUCUUCAUAGACCUCAGGCUUGACCUGCAGGCCUGCAUCGACCUUCUGGAAAAGGCCAUGGGCACCUUCUCCAUGUUGGAGGAACGGUGUGUCUUCCCCAAGGCCACUGAUGCUGUGUUCAAGGCAGUCUUGUAUGACAACCACCUGGGCAAGUCCAGCAACUUCCGCAAGCCCAAAGGGGGCCAGGGCGAGGGGCCCGAGGCCCACUUUGAGCUUGUCCACUACGCAGGCACUGUGAGUGGGCUACAUCACAGGCUGGCUGGAGAACAACAAAGACCCCUGAGUGAAACAGUGGCGGGCUUGUUCCAGAAAUCGGCCCUGCGGAUCCUGGCCCUUCUCCUCAAAGAAGAGGAGGCUCCAGGGAAGUUAAACAAGCUGAUGGCCACCCUUCACAGCACCACCCCCCGUUUGGUCUGCUGUAUUGUCCCCAAUGAGUUCAAGCAAUCAGGCGUGGUGGACGCCUGCCUGAGCAUGCACCAGCUGGCUUGCAGCAGAGUGCUGGAAGGCAUCCGUGUUUGCAGGAAGGGCUUCCCAACCAGGCUGCAGUACGCAGAGUUCAAACAGAGAUCAGUGGGCAACUGUAUGGACGUGCGCCUGUGCUGCCGGCUUGGAAAUGAUGACGACUGUCGUCUCUCUCCCACCGGGUACCAAGUGCUGAACCCCAGCGUGAUUCCUCAGGGCUUUGUAGACAACAAGAGGGCCUCAGAGCUGCUGCUUGGGGCCAUCGAGGUGAACACGAAUGAAUACAAAAUCGGACAUACCAAGGGGUUCUUCCGAGCAUGCAUCCUGGCCAAGCUUGAGGACACGUGGGAAGAGCGUCUGGCCAAGAUCAUGACAAUGUUGCAGUGUCGGCUCCAGGGUUUCCUCAUCAGGGUCGAGUUCAAGAAGAUGCUGGAACAAAGAAUUGGCCUGAAAACCAUCCAGCGGAACCUUCGCAUGUUCCCACAGCUGUGUUUCUGGGGCCGGUGGAAGCUCUACAACAAGGUGAGGGCUGAGGGGCCAGGCCAGCCGGGACUGCUGUUGCCUGCGGGCUGGGGGCCUCGGUCCUGGGUGGAGGUGCUUCUUGGGGUGCAUGUGAUCACUGGGGUCUCACUAAAAUGCAAAUUCGGAUGCAGCAGCUCUCCUGCGGGGCCUGAGACUUUGCAUCCUAACCAGCUCGCAAGAGAUGCUGCUGUUGCUGUUGGCCCGGGGACCGUCCUCUUAUGCUUUGUCACACACAUAACAAAGGAGUUCGGAGCUAGCCCAGGCCUCUGUGUGCCCUGCAGGACACAACUCUUUGGGGCCCAUCAUCCCGAGGCUUGCCCGUCAUCUUGGUCCCCUGCAGGGGCCUGGGCCCCUGCCUUUGACUGGGGCUCUUUCUUCCACCAGGAGCAAGAGAACCUGAUAGAUGCAGAGGAGCGCCUGACCCAGAGGAUAAAGACCACAACGGAGCUGGAGAGCCAGAUCUCAGACAUGCGGGAGUGCCUGGAGGAAGGGGAGGGCACGUCAGCCUCUCUGAGCGCCACCAAGCGCAAGCUGGAGGGGGAGCUGAGCUACCUGAAGUGGGACCUGGAGGGCCUGGAGACCACAUUGGCCAAGAUGGAGAAGGAGAAACAGAAAACCCUUGACGACCUGCAAGCUGAGGAGGACAAGGUGAGCCAGCUGUCCAAGAGCAACAGCAAGCUUAGCACCCAGAUCCACAAGUUGGCGGAUAACUGGGAGCAAGAAAGGAAAAUCCAGGUGGAGGUGGAAAAGGCUCUCCGGAAAGCUGAGAGUGACUUGAAGAUGACCAUUGACAAUCUCAGUGAGAUGGAGCAGUGCAAGCUGGAUCUCGAGGAGGUGGCGAAAAGCCCGUGUAGUCAUCAUUUCGUCUGUAACAAUAUUAGCAGUACCUACUCCCAAGAGAAAUGGGAACGCCACACCAUGCAGGGCCACGUGGGGAAGCAUCAGACUGAGCAGAACCGCAAGCGGGAGGCCGAGCUGUUGAAGCUGCAGCGGGAGCUGGAGGAGGUGGCCCUGAAGCACGCGGGCUCCAUGGCCAAGCUGACGGAGCACAUGGAGCACCUGCAGAGGGUCGAGUCCAAGCUGGAAAAGGACAAGCAGGCCGUGAAGGCGAAGACGGAUGACCUCAACGCCGGCAUGCAGACCAUGCAGAAGUCCAAGUCUCGCAGCGCGGCUAUGGGGAGUCUCACCAACACCAAGCACAACCUGGACCUGCUGAAGGAGCAGCUGGAGGAAGAGCAAGGAGCAACUGCCGCCCUGGACAAGAAGCAGCGGGUCUUUGACGAGGUGCUGGCCGCGUGGCAGCAUGAGUGCGAGGAGCUACAGGUGGAGGCGGACAGUUCGCAGAAGGAGUGCCGCGUGUACAUGACAGAAAGCUUCAAGAUCAAGACCGCCUACGAGGAGUUCCUGCAGCACCUCGAGUCGGUGAACAAGGAGAACAAGACUCCGCAGGGUGAGUCUGAGGGCGGGCAGGUGGGACCACAGGGACAAAGACAUAGCCAAGGCCCCCUUCCUCCUGCACACAUCAUGGGUUUGAGCACCCGGCACGUGGUAGAUGCAUAA